AAAAGCAAAGCGGUUACCUAUAGAUAGAAGAGUCCGCUCGGUGGCUUCGAUUGGAUCAAGGCUGCCCCCCACCGCUUCCCUCUCGUCGGCAAUCAUCAAUCGUGAUGAUUCCUCUUCCGUCCCCUCUCUCUGCAAUCCCCAAUCGCACCUCCAUUGUCGAACUGGGCGGUGGAUUACACACUUAGAAUCCGAAUUCCAAAGCGAUACAGAGCCCUACCCCUCUCUCAAACCCUCCACCCCUUUUCUUCUUCGGCCAAUCCCUAAUUCCCCUUUCCAACCCACCGCUAGAUUCCAGUCCUCUCUGAUUUCGGACCCUUCGAUUGCCUGUCUAUCUCCCUCGGUCUACGGUGACUCUUCUUGAUGGAGCCUCGCGUGGGGAACAAGUUUCGGUUGGGCAAGAAGAUCGGCAGCGGCUCCUUCGGCGAGAUCUAUCUGGGUACUAAUAUCCAGACAAACGAAGAAGUUGCCAUCAAGCUCGAAAAUGUGAAGACAAAGCAUCCGCAGUUGCUGUAUGAAUCAAAGUUGUAUAAAAUUCUCCAGGGUGGAACUGGAAUUCCAAAUAUCAGAUGGUUUGGUGUUGAAGGAGACUACAAUGUUCUUGUAAUGGAUUUGCUUGGGCCUAGUCUUGAAGAUUUGUUCAACUUUUGUAGUAGGAAGCUAUCCUUGAAGACUGUUCUUAUGCUUGCAGAUCAGAUGGUAAAUCGGGUUGAAUUUGUUCAUUCCAAGUCUUUUCUGCACCGGGAUAUUAAGCCAGACAAUUUCCUUAUGGGUUUAGGGAGGCGUGCAAAUCAGGUUUACAUGAUUGACUUUGGUCUUGCUAAGAAGUACAGAGACUCCUCAACUCACCAACACAUUCCUUAUAGAGAAAACAAGAAUUUGACGGGUACUGCAAGAUAUGCAAGCAUGAACACUCACCUUGGCAUUGAACAAAGCCGCAGGGAUGAUUUGGAAUCACUUGGAUAUGUUCUUAUGUAUUUCUUAAGAGGAAGUCUUCCUUGGCAGGGGCUGAAAGCAGGAACUAAGAAGCAGAAGUAUGAGAAGAUCAGCGAAAAGAAAGUUUCUACCUCAAUCGAGGCCUUAUGUCGGGGUUAUCCUACAGAAUUUGCAUCGUACUUCCAUUAUUGUCGUUCAUUGAGGUUUGAUGACAAACCAGAUUAUGCUUAUCUGAAGAGAAUAUUUCGCGAUCUUUUUAUUCGUGAAGCAGGGUUCCAAUUUGACUAUGUAUUCGACUGGACUAUUUUGAAAUAUCAGCAAUCACAGCUGGCCAAUCCACCUUCUCGUGCUCUUGCUGCUGGAACAAGUUCUGGGAUGCCUCAUGUCAUUGCCAAUGUUGAUAGACAACCAGGGGGUGAGGAUGGUAGGGUCAUUGGUUGGUCUUCAGCAAAUCACUCUCGUAGGAAUAGUGCACUGCCUGCAAAUUCUGGAGGCUUGUCUAAGCAAAAAAGUCCACUUCCAAAUGAGUCAUCGCCAAGCAGAGAUCCUGUGUUAUCUGGUUCUAAUGUUCUGCGGUCAAGUGGAUCAGCAAGGAGACCUGCUGUCUCUAGCAGUCGUGACCCAGUUAUCGCUGGAAGUGAAUCUGAUCCCUCCCGUGCUCGUGCCACAGAUUCAAGCCCAGGAGCAUUAAGGAAAAAUCCUAGUACUGGACAAGUACUUGGACAAAGUUCACUAGUUUUAUCCUCAGAUCACAAGCGCACUGCGAGUAGAAACUUCUCAACUGUAAAGAACAUGGAGUCUACUCUCAAGGGUAUCGAAGGGCUGCAUUUUAGCAGUGACGAGAGGCUGCAUUACUAGCUGCUGUCUUGCGAAGACAAGACCAUCUGUGACUGUAAAUCUUCAAAUGCUGUUUGCGCUUGAUAUGGAAUAUGUUUGCUUUUCUUUCAAGGUAAGCUGCUGAGUUGACGUUCCGGUGAUCAAAGUAUAAGCUAUAUUUGUGAGUGGUAAACUGUAGAAUGUAAUUAAGUCAUUAUAUUAAGUUUCUUGUCGUGCUUCCUUUACUAAAAGACAUGGAUAUUAACAAUAUCGUAAGGUUUUAAGGCAUUCUCUGUUCUCUCUUUCUCUGUUUGACACCUCAUUAUUAAUUUUAGGGCAAAAUUCACCAUUCCCUCUUGGGGUUUGGUACAAAACCAGGGAGUA
Messenger RNA from Diospyros lotus (date-plum), 2133 nucleotides. Its product is annotated as casein kinase 1-like protein 2. Gene Ontology annotation, biological process: peptidyl-serine phosphorylation; signal transduction; endocytosis. Bases 361 to 1791 code for a protein of 476 amino acids. The record is from RefSeq and is a predicted model, not a curated record. Gene Ontology annotation, molecular function: protein serine/threonine kinase activity; ATP binding. Gene Ontology annotation, cellular component: nucleus; cytoplasm. The transcript has 15 exons. Lineage: Eukaryota; Viridiplantae; Streptophyta; Magnoliopsida; Ericales; Ebenaceae.